This is a messenger RNA of Thermothielavioides terrestris NRRL 8126, 576 nucleotides long. RefSeq lists its product as uncharacterized. Lineage: Eukaryota; Fungi; Ascomycota; Sordariomycetes; Sordariales; Chaetomiaceae. The transcript is spliced from 3 exons. The coding region runs from base 1 to 576 and encodes 191 amino acids. The record is from RefSeq and is a predicted model, not a curated record.
AUGUGCUGGCAUUCAGGGUGUUGCGAAACUGAAGGGACAAAUGAAUGGCCGCGUCUUCUGCCGCUAGCACUGAGCAGCCAUACCACCGCUGAAACACGAGCUCCCCAGGCCGGUCAAAACAAAGCAUCGAUCCAUACAAAAUGCAUUGAGCACAGCCCUCUCUUCGGCCCACAUCCGCAACCCCAAGGCCGGCACGGUCCACGGCAGAAUCUCUCCAAGCCAUUCGUCAUCCGCCUCGUCGAAAAUCGACAGCCUUGCCACCAACAACCCCGAGAGAAACAGUUCAAGACGCUUCCGGCGGGCAUCGUGCCCCUCCCCGCCCCGCGUCUCAACUUUCCAGGUUCCCAAGCCAAUAACACCGCCUUCAUCGCCUCCGCCAGCCGUCGACGAGAUAAACAGCAGGUCCCCGACGCUCACAUCAAGAUUCUAGAACUUGAUCUCACCUCCGUCGCAUCCGUCAAGAACUACGAGCCCGUGGGUGUGGACGGGCGCGCGAGCGCGAUGGCGCAGGACGACGAGCUCGCGAGCCGGCUGCGGGAGUGGACCGCGAGGGAGCUGGAGGGGCAUUGUUGUUGA